GUUUGUGUUUUUGGUUGGUAUACAUUCAGUCUAUUGUGUGUGUGUUUUGGUUACACUCUACUUUCAGUGUGUGUGUGUUUUGGUUACACUCUACUUUCAGUGUGUGUGUGUGUGUUUUGGUUACAGUGUACAUUCAGUGUAUUGUGUAUAUAGAAAACACAGUGAAUAAAGUUCACUAAACUAUAUAUAAGGUGUGUUGUUCCUAGGCUGUGUGUUUCAUUCCACACAAUGGUUUUACUUCUGUAGGGGAAAGUUGUUUUUAACUUUGUGUUUUUAACCAGCCAUGAUUUUUAGAACUGUCCCACAUGCAGCCUGACUUCAACCAAUUUGGCUUUUAAACAGUUUUUUAUCUGUAAGGUUUCGCAGGGAAGAUAAUCCCAUUUUUAACCUUUUUUUUUUUCUGAGUUUAUCUGCCUUGAUUUGUCCUCACCACCUAAUCAACCUAACAACCAGUCUUCUCAAGAAAAUGCGACAAGCUGGUUGCAAGUCUAAGUCUCGGAAAGCAACAAUCAAGAAAGCAGACACAGGAAUCAACGCAGACACAGGAAUCAACGCAGGCACAGGAAUCAACGCAGGCACAGGAAUCUACGCUGGAACAGGAUUCAGCGCUGGCACAGGAAUUAGAGCUGGCAAGGGAAUCAGCGCAGGCACGGGAAUCAGCGCAGGCACGGGAAUCAGCGCAGGCACGGGAAUCAGCGCAGGCACGGGAGUCAGCGCAGGCACGGGGAUCUACGCUGGCGCGGGGAUCUACGCUGGCGCAGGGAUCUACGCUGGCGCAGGGAUCAACGCUGGCAAUGGAAUCAACGCUGGCAGUAGAAUCAACGCUGGCAGUGGGAUCAACGCUGGCAGUGGGAUCAACGCUGGCAGUGGAAUCAACGCUGGCAGUGGAAUCAACGCUGGCAGUGGAAUCAACGCUGGCGCAGGGAUCUACGCUGGCAGUGGGAUCUACGCUGGCAGGGGAAUCAACGCUGGCAGGGGAAUCAACGCUGGCAGUGGAAUCAACGCUGGCACUGGGAUCAACGCUGGCACUGGAAUCAAUGCAAUCGAUGCCGACACGAGAUUCAACGCUGGCACGAGUCUAAACAAUGGAAACAUACCUAGGAGCAUCAACACAGAGGAGCACCAGCUCUGGUUUACAUCGUUUCUUCCUCACUACGAAGUCCUGGCCUUAGGUGAUCCCAAGUGUGCAGCGACUAGUUCAUAUAUUCUAUCCAAUGUUGAAGACCCACCCAGAGAAUUUUAUCUGGCAUGCAAGUUAGAUAAAAACAUCUACACGGCAGGGGAGAAUAUCACUGGGACUCUUCAUAUUUAUGUGGACAAAAAAUUGCCUUGCCGUAAGAUAGAGAUUCAUUUGGUGUCUGUUUGUUAUAAGUUCCUAACAGAAACGGAGCCCCACACGCAGGUAGCUGCUGUCAACAAUACAACUCAACAAGCAUGGAAAGCGAAAGGCAGACGAUACAAUCUGCCUUCAGGGAUAAGUAGCUUUUCAUUUCUAUUGAAAAUACCUGACGAUGCCUUAACAACAAUACAAAACCGUUUCUGCAGUGUUAUCCACGCCAUUGUUGUAGACUUCCAUCAACCAGGCUUGAAUGAUGGUGAACGAAUGUCUGCAUUUGGUGGAUACAUUAAAGUUUACAGUCGACCAUACAUAGAAAGAGGUUUAUCACAGACUCCACUGUUCGCUACUGAGCUCCUGAAAGUGGAUCCAAAUCAUUCUUUCCUAGGACAGUUGAGGGUGAUAAUGACGCCAGAGAAAACAAUGAUACCCACCAAUAGUACAUUCUCCAUCACUGUCACCAUCCACUGUGAAUCUAUAAGAAGCAUAUUUAAAAUAUCCGAAAUUUUUCCCAUAUUGGUCCAGGAGACUAUUCUACCCGGUGACAAUAUGCAAUGUCCUCUAGUAAAUAUCACGGUCUCACUCCGUAACCAAGGUAAAAGCAAUGUAGUAGGCAAGAAACGAGUUUUCACUCACCACUUUACGAUGACUGUGGGCGACGUCAUUCCCAGCACAGUUCCAACAUUUUCAGUGGAACCAUCAAUAGGGUGUAGUCUCAUAGGGAAAAGUUUUAUUUUUACACAAGAAAUUCUUAAUAAUUUAUUAGAAGCAGACCUUAAUGACAAAGAAUGGAUGUCCAAAGCUAAGGCCCAAGAAGGCACGCCUAAAGCAAAGGGAGCAAAGCCUAAAGGCCAGGCUAUAGGAGCAGGACCUAAAGCCAAUGUUAAGGGCGCACAUAAUACACCAACUGAAGGAGAAUUACCUGACGCCCAAACUCCAACAGCAAAUCCUAAAGCCAGUGAAGCUAAUUCGAAAUCAGAGGGAGAUACGCUCAAAUCACAGGGAGAAGUGCUCGAAUCACAAGAAGUGCUCGAAUCCCAGGGAACAAUGCUGAAUGUUAAGGACGCAUUUCCUAAAGAUGAAUCUGUUAGAGUUCAAUAUUUCUUGCUGCUUGUGAUCAAACAUGAACACAACACCCAGGUCAACUUCUUGGCCAGAUGUCCAGUAGUCCUCUUUCAAGAAACUCUACAAGCCAAUCCAAGGAGCCCAAAUGGUGAGAAACUUCUCGUACCACAGUACUUAAAAGAAUGUAAAGAACAUACAGUUCUUAACACUGCAGUAUUCUUUGACUUAGGCCCAUCUUUUCAAAAGUCUCGUCUGCAUGCAGUCCUAAGCAAGUUCCGUAAAGACUUGUAUCUCGCAUUGGGCCUUAUCAGGGAUCUAAACGCCAAGCUGAUAUUUCUCUAUUCUUUUAUGACUAAGGGAAACCACUCUGAAAAACUAGAAGAGUGGUCGACAAUAGGGGAAUGGAUGAGAUUUUUUGGAGGUCUGUUAACAUUCUCCCCUAUAUCCAGUGUUGACGAUAUAAAGGAAGCUCUUAUAUCAGUUCUCUCCAACUACAAUGGACCAUGGUCAGCAAGAGCAACAUUGUCAGAAACUCCUUAUAAAGCAUUCCGCCAAUUCGUGAAAACAUUAAUCUGUAGGAUCACGGAAAUGAUUGAUUGGAUCAUUAACGUCGACGACAAGAAUCCAGAACGAGACCAGUGCCCGGACUUGAAGCCUUAUCCAAUUCUGGAUCUUCCACGAGUGAACUGUACAGCUGCUAGGCUGUGGUCAGGCUAUAUGUCAGACACUUGCCAACUAUCAAAGCUAGUUUUAGUCAAAAGUUUUGUUGAAGAAAGCACAAUAGAAGAGUUGAAUUUAAAAUGUUUUUUCUGGCCCAAGUCUUUAGACACAUCACAGCUACCAACAUUCAUUAGCGACAGUACAUUGACUAUACUGGACAACAUCGAACCUUGGAACACGGACUUUCUACCUAACAUCGAGCGCACUGACCCAUGUGUACCUGACAUGGAUCUCACUGAUCCAAACGUCCCCAGCAUGGAUUGCACUGGCUCGUGUGCACCAACCACUGAGAGUACUAACGUUGUACCUGAUACAAUGUGCACAUACAUGUCUGUUGCACCAACCACUGAGAGUACUAACAUUGUACCUAAUACAGUGUGCACAUACAUGUCUGUUGCACCAACCAUUGAGAGUACUACCAUUGUACUUAAUACAAUGUGCACAUACUUUUCUGUUCUUGCAACAAAGUGUCAUUACGUCUCUCUGACUGCCGAUAAAUGUACUGAUGUGUCUCUGACUGACAAUAUAUGUACUGAUGCGUCUCUGACUGCCAAUAAAUGUACUGAUGUGUCUCUGACUGCCAAUAAAUGUACUGAUGUGUCUCUGACUGCCAAUAAAUGUACUGAUGUGUCUGUGACUGCAACUGUAGGUUCUGAGCUUUCUGUUCCUUCCGUUGUGUGUAGAGACUUAACAAAUAAAACUGUCAUGGGUCCGACAACUAAUUGCUUGCAAAACAAUACCACCUGUUUGGAUGUUCAAGCCUGUAGCUUCCAGUCCUUAAUCUCUAGUUCUGAGGACGUGAAGGAAGAGAGGGUAACUAGCACUGAAACUGAAAUGAAACAAAAUGGAAACGAAUGUUUUGUUAGCUCAUUAACAAGGCCAGAUAUCACAGACACAAAAACAGAUCCUAAAACUAACGUGUUGCCUUCGAGAUCAGAAUCUUCCAACGAACGUAAGAGUUUUAAAUGUGGAGACACAACUGAUCUAGUAACACCAACUUUAUGUGGAAGGGACUCCAAAGAAAUGUCUAAAACUACUCAAAGCUCAAACUUGCACAAUGACGACCUUGUCGAGAAAACGUGUAAUUUGUACGACAUAAAAGAACUUCAUGAGAAAGAUGUCAAGUUAAGGUCUAGUCACCACCAACAGGUUAAGACUUCUGAAACUUGUAAUCAACCUAAACAGACCAUAACUGUUAAGGCUCAGAGUAGAAACAAAAACCAUAAAACUAAGACUCGUAAAAAAAACAAACACGCUAAAACUACCCAGUCAAGUAAUCAACAGGUCCAAAAUUCUCAGAUAUGUUAUCAAAAAAGGCAGGACCAAACUGAGACAUGUAAUCAACUUAAUCAGGAACAAACCGCUGAGACAUGUAAUCAACUUAAUCAGGAACAAACCGCUGAGACAUGUAAUCAACUUAAUCAGGAACAAACCGCUGAGACAUGUAAUCAACUUAAUCAGGAACAAAUUGCUGAGACAUGUAAUCAACUUAAUCAGGAAAAAACCGGUGAGACAUGUAAUCAACUUAAACAGACCCAAACUGAAACAUGUAAUCAACUUAAUCAGGAACAAAUCGCUAAGACAUGUAAUUUACUUAAUCAGGAACAAACCGCUGAGACAUGUAAUCAACUUAAUCAGGAACAAAUUGCUGAGACAUGUAAUCAACUUAAUCAGGAAAAAACCGGUGAGACAUGUAAUCAACUUAAACAGACCCAAACUGAAACAUGUAAUCAACUUAAUCAGGAACAAAUCGCUAAGACAUGUAAUUUACUUAAUCAGGAACAAACCGCUGAGACAUGUAAUCAACUUAAGCAGGAACAAACUGCUGAGACAUGUAAUCAACUUAAGCAGACCUCAACUGUUAAAGCUCAGAAUCGAAAACACCAUAAAACAUCUAAGAAGUGUUUAAAAAUAAAAAACGCUAGAAUUACGCAGACAUGUAAUCCACGUAAACAGGUCCAAACUACUGAGUCAUCGAAUAAACUGAAGCAGACCCAAACUGCUGAGACAUAUAAUCAACUUAAUCAGGAACAAACUGCUGACACAUGUAAUCAACUUAAGCAGGAACAAACUUCUGAGACAUGUAAUCCACUUAAACAGGAACAAACUGCUGAGACAUGUAAUCAACUUAAACAGACCCAAACUGAAACAUGUAAUCAACUUAAUCAGGAACAAACUGCUGACACAUGUAAUCAACUUAAGCAGGAACAAACUGCUGACACAUGUAAUCAACUUAAGCAGGAACAAACUUCUGAGACAUGUAAUCCACUUAAACAGGAACAAACUGCUGAGACAUGUAAUCAACUUAAACAGACCCAAACUGAAACAUGUAAUCAACUUAAUCAGGAACAAACCGCUGAGACAUGUAAUCAACUUAAUCAGGAACAAAUCGCUGAGACAUGUAAUCAACUUAAUCAGGAAAAAACCGGUGAGACAUGUAAUCAACUUAAACAGACCCAAACUGAGACAUGUAAUCAACUUAAUCAGGAACAAAUCGCUAAGACAUGUAAUUUACUUAAUCAGGAACAAACCGCUGAGACAUGUAAUCAACUAAAGCAGACCAAAACUGAAACAUGUAAUCAACUUAAGCAGGAACAAACUACUGAAACAUGUAAUCAACUAAAGCAGACCCAAACUGAAACAUGUAAUCAACUUAAUCAGGAACAAACUACUGAGACAUGUAGUCAACUUAAGCAGGUCCAAAAUUCUAAGACAUGUAAUCAACUUAAGCAGACCUCAACUGUUAAAGCUCAGAAUCGAAAACACCAUAAAACAUCUAAGAAGUGUUUAAAAAACAAAAACGCUAAAAUUACGCAGACAUGUAAUCAAAGUAAACAGGUCCAAACUACUGAGUCAUCGAAUAAACUGAAGCAGACCCAAACUGUUGAGACAUAUAAUCAACUUAAUCAGGAACAAACUGCUGAGACAUGUAAUCAACUUAAGCAGGAACAAACUGCUGAGACAUGUAAUCAACUUAAGCAGGAACAAACUGCUGAGACAUGUAAUCCACUUAAACAGGAACAAACCGCUGAGACAUAUAAUCAACUUAAGCAGGAACAAACUGCUGAGACAUGUAAUCAACUUAAUCAGGAACAAACUGCUGAGACAUGUAAUCAACUUAAGCAGGAACAAACUGCUGAGACAUGUAAUCCACUUAAACAGGAACAAACCGCUGAGACAUGUAAUCAACUUAAGCAGGAACAAACUGCUGAGACAUGUAAUCAACUUAAUCAGGAACAAACUGCUAAGACAUGUAAUCAACUUAAGCAGGAACAAACUGCUGAGACAUGUAAUCAACUUAAUCAGGAACAAACCGCUGAGACAUGUAAUCAACUUAAGCAGGAACAAACUGCUGAGACAUGUAAUCAACUUAAUCAGGAAAACACCGAUGAGACAUGUAAUCGACUUCAUCAGGAACAAACCGCUGAGACAUGUAAUCGACUUCAUCAGGAACAAACCGCUGAGUUAUGUAUUCAACUUAAGCAGGCCCAAACUGCAGAGAUAUGUAAUCAACUUGAGCAGAUACAAACCGUUGAAAUAUGUAAUCCAUUUAAGGAGAACCAAAAUGAGACAUGUAAUAAACUUAAGCAAGAGCAAACCUUUGAGAAAUGUAAUCAACUUAACGAGACACAAUCAGCUGAGACGUGUAGCCAACUAAAGCAGGCCCAAACAUCUAAGACAUGUAAUCAACUGAAGAAGACCUUAAAUGUUAAAGCUCUGAAUCGAAACAAACACCAUAAAACAUCUAAGACGCGAAUAAAAAACAAAAACGCUAAAAAUACCCAAACAUGUAAUCUACCUAAACAGGUCCAAACUGCCGAGUCAUCGAAUGAAAUUAAACAGGUCCAAACUACUGAGUCAUCGAAUGAACCUAAGCAGACCCAAACUGCUGAGACAUAUAUUCAACUUAAUCAGGUCCAAACUGAGACAUGUGAUCAACUUAAGCAGACCCAAACUGCUGAGUCAUCGAAUGAACCUAAGCAGACCCAAACUGCUGAGACAUAUAUUCAACUUAAUCAGGUCCAAACUGAGACAUGUGAUCAACUUAAGCAGACCCAAACUGCUGAGUCAUCGAAUGAACCUAAGCAGACCCAAACUGCUGAGACAUAUAUUCAACUUAAUCAGGUACAAACUGAGACAUGUAAUCAAAUUAAUCAGGUCCAAACUGAGACAUGUGAUCAACUUAAGCAGACCCAAACUGCUGAGACAUAUAUUCAACUUAACCAGGUACAAACUGAGACAUGUAAUCAACUUGUGCAGAACCAAACCGCUCAGACUUGUAAUCAAUGUAAGCAGACCCAAACUGAGACAUGUAAUGAACGUAAACACGCCAAUACUGUUGAGUCACCUCGUAAACCAGGACAAACUAAAACUGUUAAAAGCCCAGGACAAUACAUUAAUGACAGAAUUUCUAAAACCUGUGCUCUACCCACACAGGCCAGAAGCAAUGUAGGCUCUGGUCAACCCACACAGGCCAGAAUUGCUCAGUGCUCUGGUCAGAUAGAAAUCAAAUCUAAUCAGACAUAUGAAGUCAUACAAGCCGAAACUGAUAUGGCAUCUGGGCAACUCGAACAAGUGAAAUCUAACCUAAAGGGAGAUAAACUCGAAGCCUCCCAAACUGACUUAAGAUCAAGUAAUAAUGUCCAAACUUUGAAGGUAUCUGAUAGACUAAUUCAAAUAAACAAUUCAUAUGCAAUCAGAAAACUUGCACUGACCAGUACUGGUGAAACCUUUAGCCGAGAACUAACUUUUCUUGCAACUAGUCCAAAUGUUCAGGCCGAGCAGUCAAUCGGUCGACAGGAAAAUAAAACUGCUAAGACUUGUGAUCUUAUCAAACAAGCCAGAACUGUUGGGCAAGCUGGUCAAUCAACAAAUACCAAACAUGCCCCUACUUCUGGUCAAGAAUAUGACCAAAUAGCACAAACCUCUGGGCAACCAGUAAGUGAAAAUUUGAAUCCUUCAGAUGAAACUGUUGCUGAAAAUAUCAUCACUUCAGUCACUAAAUGUACUGAGUCUCUGAAUGUCCCCCACAACGUCAGUGACACCUGCCAUCAACCAAAUAAUUUCAAUCAACUGACCCCUCCUGAAAAAUGUAAGAAACUUAAAAUUUCAGAUAGACUAAAACCAUUAUCCAAACCAGCCCGAGCUAUAUCAAAGUCCCCCGAUGUUCCCGCCAGCAAUGAACUUUGCAGUGAUUUAAAUCUUCCAUACUCCAAUAAUCAGGCCAAUGUUGUCCAAGAACAGAUUGGCAACGCCUCUACUGACAUGGCUGCAAAGCUUCCAUACUCCAAUAAUCAGGCCAGUGUUGUCCAAGAACAGAUUGGCAACGCCUCUACUGACAUGGCUGCAAAGCUUCGUAACAAAAUUUUAUUUGAAGGUGCCACACAUGAUGGAAAAUCACUUGUUAAUCACCAAAACGAGGCUACUUAUAUCAGAUCUCCAGAGACAAACACACGGUUACAAAGAGACGCCAAAGAAGUCACCAGCCGUACACAGUCUAAACUUUUUGGGCCAACAGUAAAUAUCUCCUAUUUUGAGCAAAGUAGACCUGACACCAUCGAGAAUGAGCCCAAGUCACUGUAUCCUGAUCCUAAUACUAUAAAUAGUGAAUAUACAACUUCUAUUCAGUCCUCAGACUUGGCCAGCGCACAAAUGCCUAACGGUAGCCAGAACUCUCAAUAUACUAAUCAACCUCUAACUGUUGAACUAAAUAGAAGUCAGUUAUCUGAAACAAGUUUUCUGAAUCAAGAAACGAAUACAUGUUAUCAACCUUUUGAUAACUUAAGGAUCCUGAUUCCUCCAACGUUCAAUAUUGGGUCUAGGAGGCAACAUCAGCAUCUUGAAGAAACAAACAGUGGCAAUCAAGAUCCUGACAAGUCCAAAAAAUCUAGAUUAAAGGACUUGCCGAGUCAUGGUCUUCAAAUACUUAAAAGGCCAAAUCAAUUUUCUGCUGUAAUAAGUCGACCAACUAUGUGUCCUGAAGUCGAUAUUCCAAGGAAAAUGUCUAAAGCAAGGACUGAUCAAGAUCCUGAAGUCGAUAUUCCAAGGAAAAUGUCUAAAGCAAGGACUGAUCAAGAUCCUGAAGUCGAUAUUCCAAGGAAAAUGUCUAAAGCAAGGACUGAUCAAGAUCCAGAAGUUUUAAACAAUCGAAAGCAUACAAUGAAAACCUCACAUAAAUUAAAUGACCAAGGUCAGAAGUACCACAAGAAAAAAGCAAACAAACUUCGCGUCAGAAUCGAUUCAGCUAAUAGCAUUGGAAUGGACGAUAUGGGUGGCUUGUUUGACGAUGACCCAGUCACGCCACCCAGUGGACGAUGCUCUCCACUUGAAGAGUUUAAGUUUAUUCCUAUUGUAUUAGAACCUGUGAACACAGAUGCAAAUUUGACGUUCGAAUCAAAAUUAUGCUGUGGCGGUCCUUUCGGUGUACGACGCUUUGAGAAAAAGGAAGAAACACUAUGGGACAGUCAAAUCAUUGAUAACAUGAUACUCCAACACACGGGCAUUUGGUCUCACAAUGAAAAAAACAUUUGGUCAUCCAACUUCAACUUUGGUGAUUCUGAAAGCAUACUGUCUCGGCCCUCGAUGUACUGGGGUCAACCUGCAACUUGGUCAAAAACUCAACUCAAUCCAGCAGCUCCAGCUUUUAAUAUGUAUGCAAAAAGUGCGCGAAACAAGCAACAGUCUAUGCACAACGAGGCUCAGCCCAUACAGUCCGAAGUCAUUUCUCUCCCCUAUCAGAGACAGCAACCACUCUUACCCACCCCCGAAUUAAGGCAAGUUCGUGGAACAGGAAUGGGCAGUGACAUAAGGCAGAUGGGGUAUCAAAAUAUUUCUGGUAUGGGCUUGUUACCAAGAUACAAUCCUGCCCACAACGAUCAGUUUAUACCUCAAAUGAACCAUGCCGCUUACCCGAGAUAUGGACCAGCAGCAAUGCCUCGCUAUAGCCAGGAUGUCAACGUUAGUCACGCUCACAAUCUGGCACAUCAGUAUGGAAACAGUCAGUUACAAAGUGAAGACAGUGGUACCAACUGGGUUGAUCAGAAUCAAUUUAGAGCUAAUCAUAUUUGGCCUGGACAAAACCAGCUGCCUCCACGUUACCAACAGCUACGUAGGUGGCCAUCAAUUGAGGAUUAGCCUUCCACAAACUGUAGAUGGCCAUCAGUAGUCUUUGUCACAAAGUAGAUGGCCAUCAGUAGCUCGUUGAUAGCCAUUAGUUCAUCGUUAAUCUGUGUCCUGAUUACAAUUUUGACUAUUACAAUACAGAUAGACUUUACCAUUACAAAUUUGCAUUUGGUACAUUAAUGCCGUCUCGAAAUGUUCAGUUGCAGACGUACACAGAAUGAACAGUACAAGUUGUUGUCUUUUUAAAUCAAUGCUAGUGGCCUCGGCAAGAAAUGUCCAACUUGUACAUUAGUUGCAUGCUAGUCUUUUAUUCUGUGACUAUUAGAAAACAAUUUGCUUCAUGUAAUUUUAGUCACAUUUUUUUUUAAACCGCAUGUGGAUUUUUAGUGAUCUCCCUUGAUUUUUUUAUGUAGCCUACUUUAAUAAGACAGAUUUUUUAAAAUUUUAUCAUAAAAUGUGUAUUUUAUUUAUUGUGCUCAAGUUUUAUGCAUGUGAUAUGAUUUCCUAUUGUAUUAUUACGUAUAAAUACAUUGAGCAAGAAGUGAGAUCUAAAAUACAUUUAAAGCAGUCAA
This is a messenger RNA of Biomphalaria glabrata, 10815 nucleotides long. RefSeq lists its product as uncharacterized. Gene Ontology annotation, cellular component: membrane. Gene Ontology annotation, biological process: magnesium ion transport. The transcript is spliced from 11 exons. Bases 467 to 10255 code for a protein of 3262 amino acids. NCBI's taxonomy places the organism in Eukaryota, Metazoa, Mollusca, Gastropoda, Planorbidae. Gene Ontology annotation, molecular function: magnesium ion transmembrane transporter activity. The record is from RefSeq and is a predicted model, not a curated record.